CUGAUUCAAACCACCAUUGUAUCUUGAGUAAAUUCAAGUGAAUGUUUCCUCAAGCUCACAAUUUCACAAUACCCUAUGGGCAAUUUCUCAACAUUCAAGGAGAUCAGAUUAACAACUAUGGAGAUUCUCAGAGAAUGGACAGACCUGCAGAUUACUUUCAAGUGAUGACUGAUUGUCCUACAUCAACUCCAAACUUCACAGGAAGAGAGGAUAUUUUAGUAACCAUUGACAAUUUUUUUCAUCCCCCACCACCUAAUAAUCCCAGGAAAACUCAAAAGAUCUUUCUUUUGUAUGGAUUAGGGGGGGCAGGGAAAACUCAGGUUGCACUCGAGUUUACAAGGAGGUUCAAGCAGAGGUUUACCAAGAUUUAUUAUAUUGCUGCUGACUCUGAAAUUUCCAUCAAAGCCAGUUUGUUUGACAUUGCUAUGGUCAAUGGGGUUGUGGGUGCCCAAAACUGGCAAUCUGGACUUCGGUGGUUACAUACCCAUGAGGAAUCUUGGAUGAUUAUCAUGGACAAUGCUGAUAAUCCCAAAAUUUCCCUGAAUGAUUACUUUCCUACCUGUGAUCAUGGGAAUAUUAUCGUUACUUCAAGAAAUGCUGAGCUACAAAAUGUAGUAAGCCAGUCAUUGCAGCUUCAAGAUAUGAUCCCAGAUGAUGGGAUUAAGUUGCUGUUGAAACAUGCAGCAGAUAGACCAUUGAGUUUUAAUGAACAAGAACAAGCUGUUAAAAUUGCAAAAGAGCUGUAUCACUUCCCACUGGCUUUAGUACAAGCAGGAGCAUAUAUCAAGCAGCAGAAGUGUCUCAUGACAUACCUUACAUAUCUGAAUAAUGAACGCAAACAGAUAUUGGGAAAAAAAUUGCCUCAACCUCCUGAUAAAUAUAAGCUAUCUAUCUAUGCUACCUGGAAUAUUAGUUGGAAACAACUAAGUGGCAGAAGUAAAACACUGUUGGAAAUAUGUUCCUAUUUGCAUUAUGAAAAAAUUCCUCGCCUUUUGUUUGAAAGGGCAAUUGAAAAUAUCAGUGAGGUAUACAUGCCUCUGGGACCAAGCCAGGCUGUUAAUGAAGCAACAGAUAUGCUAUCAAAUUUAUUCACAUCUGACAUGAAGUGGAGCAAUUAUGAGUUUAAUGAAAUUGUGACAGAAGUAAUUUCUUACUCAUUGCUGCAAAUCUACAAUGAUGGCCUCUAUGAAAUGCACCCAUUAGUACAGCAC
Messenger RNA from Lentinula edodes (shiitake mushroom), 1211 nucleotides. RefSeq names its product P-loop containing nucleoside triphosphate hydrolase protein. The record is from RefSeq and is a predicted model, not a curated record. The transcript has 4 exons. NCBI's taxonomy places the organism in Eukaryota, Fungi, Basidiomycota, Agaricomycetes, Agaricales, Omphalotaceae. The annotation marks the transcript as partial.